Molecule: messenger RNA, 468 nt
Organism: Trifolium pratense (red clover)
Lineage: Eukaryota; Viridiplantae; Streptophyta; Magnoliopsida; Fabales; Fabaceae
Exons: 1
Coding region: 1-468 (155 amino acids)
Source: RefSeq, a predicted model, not a curated record
AUGGCAUCUAGUGGCAUCUUCCACAUUAAUUUUAUUUUCAUAGAAGGAAAUUUGCCCUUAAAAACCAAUGAUAAAGUCUCAAUCAAUGUGACCAAUGAAACAUUGUUGGUUCCUAGCAACAUUUUAUGCAAGUGUGACGAAAGAACAAUCUUAAAAAAGGGAAACAAUAACCCUUUAUAUGGCUACUUUUCAUCCUUGCCUAUUUUUCAUCCAAUAUUGAAAGAAAUUUUGCCUCAUAUUGGUGAAUGUGCUAGGCAAAUGUCUUCAUAUGAUUCUUGGGAGAUGGAUGUUAUGCUUUUUGUUGGUGAUGUUACUACAUGGAAUAUUAAAGAUCAUAGUUAUAUGAAUCAAGAAAAUCAUCAACAUGCAUGUUUUGCAUCUAAACUUAUUGUGGAUUUGUUGGAGAAAGCUGAAAUAGAUCAAGAUUCUCGUUAUUCUAUAAAACAAUGCACAUUUUGUUUGGAAUAG